This is a messenger RNA of Entamoeba invadens IP1, 630 nucleotides long. Its product is annotated as phosphoglycerate mutase, putative. The record is from RefSeq and is a predicted model, not a curated record. Gene Ontology annotation, molecular function: phosphatase activity. The transcript has a single exon. Lineage: Eukaryota; Evosea; Mastigamoebida; Endamoebidae. Gene Ontology annotation, cellular component: cytosol; cytoplasm. The coding region runs from base 1 to 630 and encodes 209 amino acids.
AUGAUGAAUUCAUUAACGGAACUCAUACUUGUUCGCCACGGAGAAACAGAAUGGAACUUGAGUGGCUUUAUCCAAGGAUGCACAGACAUUCCUUUGUCAUCCAAUGGCCGUUUACAAGCCGUUGAAGUUUCCGAAUCAUUAACAAAUAGUUUUGAUGUGAUUUACACCUCUCCUCUUCAACGUGCAUUAGACACCGCCAAAGCAAUUUCCAAUGGCAAAUUUCCAAUCAUCAUCGAUGACAAAUUUCGCGAAGUUCCAUUUGGAAAUUGGGAAGGAAAACGCUUUGAAGAUUUGACUGAUGAAAAUUAUAAGAAGUUCUGUCGUGGGGAAGAUGGUCUUCCAAUUGGUGACACUGGGAAAAGCAUCAGAUAUUGGGAGGAAAAGAACGCAGAGGUCCUCCUCAACAUCUGUCAUGAAAAUGAAGGUAAACGGAUUGUAGUCGUAUCACAUGGCGCAUGGAUUAAAUGCGCAAUUUUAGGACUGCUCAAAUUGGAACCAAAAGCAUAUCACAAUAUCAAGCUUGGAAACACAGGUGUCUCACGUGUUAAAUUUCCAUAUGGGUAUCCAAUAUUAGAGAACUUUAACAUAACAUCACAUACAAGUCUUGGUGACAGGAGUAAAACAGGAUAA